AAACUGGUUAAGAAUCAGAGGGUAAUAUGUCUCAGUACACCCGCAAAGACCCUCCCUGGAGUCAUGUUGGCGUUGCAGGUGCUGGGCUGAAUCAGACUAUUAUGCAGCAGAAUCAGUCAUUAUUAGGUGCCCAGCCUGGUGUAGUAGGUACCCCUACCACUGUCUAUGGUCAAUCUAUGGUGAGCAGUGCUGGGCUAGCAGGAGCUACAACAGCAUACCCUACUCCACAGCAAACCAUGCAACAAAGACAAAACAUUGCCAUACAACAGCAACAAGCAGCUGCCCAGAACGCUGCAGCGGUAGCAGCAGGCUCUCAGGGAGGUGGUACCCCUCAGCUAACAGUUAGUUACCCAACAACCAGAGCCACACAAGGAGGACAACCUCGUCAGAGAGUCUUUACUGGAACAGUCACUAAGCUCCAUGAUACAUUUGGCUUUGUGGAUGAGGAUGUUUUCUUUCAAACAAACACCGUAAAAGGAUCCAUGCCCAAGAUUGGUGAGCGGGUAUUGGUUGAAGCUACCUAUAAUGCCAGCAUGCCAUUUAAAUGGAAUGCUACUCGUAUACAACUCUUGAAUAGUCCUAUGGAGCAACAGGUUGCUCAGGCGCCACCACCACAACAGCAGCAACACCAUGCUGCCAUGAAGAUGCAACAACUUAAGCAAAUGCAACAACAACAGCAAUCAAGUCGCAUUGAAAAUGUUUCUCAGCAAUUUAAAAUGCUAAAGCAAAGUCAGCAGCCCCUCUUGAAAACCCCACAGGGAGGGAACAUGAUGCCCACACACAAUCAACAACCCCCACCCCCAGGCCUCCUGGGCAACCCACCCCCAUUGCUACAGCAACCUCCACAGGGAGUGGUUCAGCAACCGGCUUUGCUACAGGGAAACACUCAGGCAAUGCAGAAUCUAGCUGGUGCCUAUGCACAUCAAGGCAGAUCAAGUCAGAUCAGUCAGCAGUCCAUCGGACGACGUGACUUCAGCAGCAGUGGAAGCAGCAGAGAUAGAGACCGUGAAAGAGACCGUGAACGAGAGAGGGAUCGUGCCCAGCGAGAAAGAGAACGAGAAAGGGAACGCGAACAUCGAGAGAGGGAACGCGAACGAGAGAGGGAACGUCGCGAACGUGAAAGGGUAAGGGAAAGGGAGAAGUCUCCAGUGAAGCGAUCCAGGUCUCCACGUCGUUCCAAGUCUCCAAGAAGAUCACCAAGGCGUACAAAGAGGGUAGUACAGCGAUACUGUGUUCAGAUCCCACGCUUUGCUCUGGAUAUCCCCAAGUCAGAUGUGAUUGAACUCCACAAGCGUUACAUGAAUAUGUACAUCCCGAGUGAUUUCUUUAUGGCUAAUUUUGCCUGGCAGGAUGUGUUUCCAAUUCAUCGUCCAAUGAAUGUAGCUCAACCAUGUAGCUUUCACAUCAUGCACAAAGAAGCCCCUCCUCCCCAGGGUGCUGCUACCGUCAUUGACCCUCCUGAUGUAAACUACUCCUAUUCUGCCAAGGUGAUGCUGAUGACAUCAGUCUCUCAGGAUGAACUCUACGAGAAGUGUAGCGCACGAGCCCAGGAUUCCUCAGAGAUUAGGGAGAACUUUCAGCACCCCACUCGCCUUAUUAAUUUCUUAGUUGGACAGAAGGGCAAGAAUGAGGUGAUGGCUAUUGGUGGACCUUGGUCUCCUUCUCAAGAUGGUGCUGACCCUGUUAAUGAUACAUCCGUAUUGAUCAAGACAGCCAUUAGGACAACAAAAGCAUUGACUGGGAUUGACCUGACUGCCUGCACACAAUGGUACCGGUUCUUGGAGCUAAGCUACCAUCGUCCAGAGGAGAUUCACAAAGGCCGAGUCAUCCCGGCGCGAGUCGAAACUGUCGUAAUUUUCGUGCCUGACGUGUGGCACAUUUUACCCACGAAGGUUGAAUGGGAGAAUCUUGUGGAGCUGUACAGAAAGACACUGAGCAGCAAAUUAGCAGCAGUGGACAACCGAGAUAAGAAAAUAGAGGACUCCGCCCCAACCCAGGAGGAGACUGCUGCUGUCAAAGAGGAAGAAGAAGAUGAGACUGAAGAGCCGGAGCAACAGACACCUACCAACUGGAAGGAGCUUGAUCCUAAAAAUAUGAAGGUGAAUGAACUUCGUCAGGAGCUUGAGAUCCGUGGCUUGAAUUCCAAAGGUCUGAAAUCUCAGCUCAUUGCUCGCCUUACCAAGAUGCUCAAAUCAGAACAGGAGAUGGAGGAUGCAGAGCCUGCUGCCAUGGAAACAGAUGGAGCUCCAGAUGAUUCUAAGGAUGAACUAAAGGAUACUCCAAAGGAGGAAGAUGUUUCAGAGAAGGAUAAAGAAAAGGAGAAAAAAGACAAAGAAGAGAAAGAGAAGAAGGACAAAGAGGAUGAGCAAAAGAAGGAAUUGGUUGAAGAGGAGAAGAGGCGCCAGCGAGAUCGAGAGAAGCGUGACCUUGAGUCACGAUAUGCCAUGCCUGAUGGUCCAGUAAUCUUAGUUCAUCCUUCACCCAUUGCUAAGAGUGGAAAGUUUGACUGUUCUCAGCAGUCUCUUAGUGUCUUGCUUGACUACAGGGUAGAAGAUAACAAAGAACAUUCUUUUGAGGUUUUUCUUUUUGCUGAGUUAUUCAAUGAGAUGUUACAAAGAGACUUUGCCUUCAACAUGUAUAAAGCUAUCGUCAGGGCUCCUGAGAAGAAAGAAGAAAAGAAAGAUGACAAGAAGAAGGAUAAAGAUGAGAAAGAAAAGAAGGAAAAGAGGGAUGAAAAGAAGGAGGAACGUAAGGAUGAAAAAGAUGAGAAGAAGGAAGAUAAGAAAGAUGAUGAACCAAAGACGAAGAGACGCAAAACAGAAGAAAAGGAUGCAGAUAAAGAAGAAAGGAAAGACAAGGAUGAAGAACGAAAGGAGGAAGAUAGCAAGGAUAAUGAUAAAGAUGGAGAUGAAGAAGAGAAUGAAACAAAGACCAAUGAAGAUGAUGAUGAUGAUGAUGAGAAGAAGAAGGGCGAUAAGAAGAAUAAAGAUGAUAAGAGCAAGCCGAGAGUUAAGAUAGAAACACAUGAUCCUCAUCUUCUUCUAUCCUGCAUCUACUUUGAUCAGAAUCAUUGUGGUUAUAUCUUAGAGAGAGACUUGGAAGAGAUACUGUAUACCAUUGGUGUUCAUCUAUCAAGGGCUCAGGUUCGUAAGCUGCUUCAGAAGGUAGUCACCAGAGACUGUUGGAGUUACAGAAAGCUUACAGAUGGACCUAAGAAGGACAAAGAUGAUACAAUAGAUGUUAAACAUGAACUUUCUGAUCUAGAUCUUUCUAAGGGUAAUCAAGCGAUUCUUGAUAGUAUGUCAUCCAACAAGAAAGGAUCAAAGACCAUAGCUCCUGAUGGUGUUACCAUGGUAAAGUAUGGUGGAACAGUGAUUGAUAUCGCUAACCUGUUGAAACAAGUACAGAAGGCUGAUCAAGAGCGAUCUAUGGCAGAGAAGAAGAUUGAAUCUUUGGAGAAACAGAUAGACACCCUGAAGAGUAAAGCCAGCUCCAGUGAAGCCACCGUUACCAACGUCAGCGGUGAGCUACUAGACGUCCAGAAGAAACUCUCUACUUCUGAGCGUGCCCUCAUCGGCUCAUCAACUCGCUCCAAGAAGCUCAUUGACGUCAUUGGGACCGCUCAGAAAAACCUGGAUGAAAUCAUGCUUAAGUUUAACGAGGUCCUGGAGGAAGCCCUGCUGCCCCCUACAGUCAAGAUUCCUGAGAAGGUUAUUGAGAAAGGCAAGGAAGAUAUCAAGGUCAAGACAGAGAGCAAACCUGUCGUUAAAUCAGAACCAAAAAGCCCAAGAGUAGAGAAGUAGAGAUUGAGUGGGGUAGUUUAAUACUGUAAGCACUUAGGAAAGGUAAAUACAAUUAAGACUACAAUAAAUAGCACCCUCCUUGUGACCCAUGACAAGUUUGGGGAUUUUUAUUCACUUGUUGAUCAGCAUUUUUUAUUGAGACAGUAUCCAUCUUUGUUCACAGCAGUGCUAACCACCUGUUGAAUUGCCAAAAGUAAUUUGAUAUUAUCAAUAAGAUAAUGAUUGGUAUCACUUGAUUAUUUCAUCCUGAAUAAGCUGUUUGAAAAAAAAACUUUCCCCACCAAAAACUCUUGUCUAAUCCCAAAAUCUAUGAAUUAUUUGCUUAUGUUUUGCCCAUUGAUGUACAAAUACGAUUGAGCUGUAUCUUGUGAAUCCAUGGUAAUUCAAUAACUGCCAAACUACCUAGGGAUGAUCUUAGUUACCACUUCAUAUUAUGACAUAGCUCAUUAUAGUGGCCCUUUUAAAUGAUAGAGACACUCCAGGUUGUAUGACAUGUAUUAAUUACAUUUUCACUAUAAAUUCAACUGGAUAUCAUUUUUAGACCCUUUGAAAUCAUGUUUGGUUAUGUGUUGGAAGUAACAACUUUUCUGUUCUCAACUUUCAUUUAAACUUGUUGAUUAUUGCCAAACAUUCCGAUUUUUAACAAAUUUUAAAAAUUUAUUUUUAUGGAUGUUUUAUCAAAGAUGAGUGAAUAUAAGGUAGGAUGCAGGGGGAUGGUGAUUUAUUAAUUGUCAUGGUUUAUUGAAAAGCUUUAUUACUUGAAUUAUGAAUGAUGACAAAACUCAGAAUUUAGACUUGAAACUCAGCUGUCCUGAAUCUCAGUGAAAUUAUACGCUACUUUGGGGGAAUAAAUGAUAAUGAAUAAAAGUCAGACUUCUUCAUUAUGCACUUGACCUCAUAUUACUAAAAGACAAAUGUAAAAUUAGUGAUUUGUUUGAAACCAAAUAAGACAAAUUUCUAUUGUUUUCAACUGGAAUAAGUAUUGCAAAAGACUUACCUGCUCAAUUAAAAACAAUUUUUUCCAUGAUAUAUUGUUGUUUGUAUAAAGUAAUAAUUUUAAAUGUUUUGAAACGUCUAAAAAUUUGAAAGGGCAUUGAAGUGCGGUAUAUUUUAAUAGUUCUUACAUGUGCUCUAUAAAGAAGAAAUUGGUUUGUAAUUGUAUAUUAGAUUUAAUUAAUUUGGUAAUCCUUCCAUGUUCAUGCAGGGCUGAAAUAACACAAAAUAAAUUAUUUUGUUUAGAGAGUAUGCACGGGAUGAUAAUGUUAUCUUCUUUAGUUAAUUUGCUCUCAGAAUUAUACAUUAUGAUUCAUUGUUAAGUAAAUAAUGUGCUCAUUUAGGAUAGAGGGCGGGACCAGAGAGGAUGAUAUGCCCACAUUCUCUGAUCAGUACAUUUGUGAACUGGCAAAUCUGCCCAUUGAAAUGUUAUUCAAAAUGGACAUCAUAGAUUGAUUUGAUGGUCUUUUUUUCUUGUGAGAUAAAAUGUUUCCCUUAAUGUGGAACUGCAAA
Lytechinus pictus (painted urchin) is the source of this 5309-nucleotide messenger RNA. Its product is annotated as cell division cycle and apoptosis regulator protein 1-like. The coding region runs from base 27 to 3803 and encodes 1258 amino acids. NCBI's taxonomy places the organism in Eukaryota, Metazoa, Echinodermata, Echinoidea, Temnopleuroida, Toxopneustidae. The record is from RefSeq and is a predicted model, not a curated record. Gene Ontology annotation, cellular component: nucleus. Gene Ontology annotation, biological process: regulation of DNA-templated transcription. The transcript is spliced from 20 exons.